UUAUAUGAUAUUUAAUAGUAUUCAGAGCUGUGUUCGUAAGUUGUUGGGGCAUUUUGUAUUUUAUCGGUUGAUUCCAGACCAUUGUUUCUAGUGAGGUAAACACGGCAGUGUAGUCUGAACGGACCCGUCUCUUAUUUAUAUCCUAUCGUAGUGAUCUGGACAAUAACCUCCUGUGUUUAUACGCUUCAUAGUGAAAUGAACGUGCGCAGAUUUCUCCUGAAACGGUUUCUUGUUCUUUAAAUAGCCAUGGCAACACUGUAGAUUAGACGUUUAGGUGCUGAUGCAGAAGAUGAAAUGUUGCUAUGGUUACCAAACACAAAGGGAUGCAGAGCGCAGAAAGCCUGAACAAAGGAAUGGGGCACAAUAGACUGUGCGACCAAAACACGGAUUCGCGUACUCUGUUCUGAAGUUCAUGAUCGUCUGGAUGCUGGUGCUGUUAGCAGACUUUGUUCUGGAGUUCAGACUGGAAUACCUGUGGCCAUGCUGGCUCUUUCUAGGGACCGUCUACACCACAUUUCACUGUCAUGGACUGGCCAUCUGUGUUGUUUUCGUGUGUGCAGCAUUUACCCUGGACUUAUUCUGUUUCAUUUUUGUACCCUUACACUGGCUGUUUUUUGCAGCCAGCACAUACGUCUUACUCAACUAUAUGUGGCAUACAGAAAAGGGAAUCUGUAUGUCAACUGUGACAUUAUGGAUACUCUUAGUGUAUAUGGAGGCCUCUCUCCGGUUGCGGGACCUGAAAAGCCCUCAUGCAAAUCUGUCCCAUCUAUUUGCUGCACACUGCAUUGGGUAUCCACUAGUGUAUAUGGGAUUUGAUGCAACAUGCUACUUCUCCAGUAUGUUUAAACUGCGCACUCAGAAAUCAGUUCAGAGUGAGAAUGACCUCCACAUGGAUCUCCUGCAACAAUCCCUACCUCCUUACAUGCACCUGUACCCAAAAUUGUGGAUGGAAGAUCCCAAAUAUAAGGUGGCCAAAUGUAGGCCGAUGCAAUACCAGUGUCCAUCCGAUUCUAUCACCUCAGAGGACAAAGAAAACAUGGAGGACUGCCUUCAAAUCCACAGACUUCCUGCAAGACCCGAAAGAGACACAAAUCCACAAACUCCAGGACCCAAGCACCGUGGAGGUGAACUUCAUUUGGACUCCACGUCCAUGCUAGAAAUGACUGAAAACCUACCUCAGGAGGAUCAGAGCAGCAAAGCUCAAAGACCCUCCAAGAGCUCGUUGCCUAAAGUGCACCGAGGUUCAGUGAAUAUCCCUAACAGCAAAGGGGAGAAGAGGCAGAAAGCCCCCAAAGCCAUCAACACAAUAGGGGACUCUGCUGAAAGGUGCUCGUCAAACAUCCCCCCAAGUCCUCCGAACCCACAUGCUGAGCAGAUGCUGAAGCUGGAACAAGAAAUGAGGAAGCUGAAGGGAGAGCUGCAGGCGAGCAGACAGAGCGAGCAGGAGCUGCGCAGUCACAUUUGUAAUCUGACCAACAGUGAACACAGUCUGCGCCCUGAAGUCUCUCUGCUCAGACAUGCAAAUGAAAUGCUGCAAAACAAGAUUCAGUGUCUCACGAAAUCCAGACAGAAGGACAAACAAAACUGUUCCUUGCUGGAAAAGAAAAUCAGAAUGGAAACAGAGGCUCGAGUUGCAGUAGAAAAACAACUUGCAGAAGUCAGAGCACAAAAAUUUGAUGAAGCAACGAUUUUACUUCGGAGCGCAUCACACAGGCAAGAACACAGUGAAACUCAAAUGUUGAGGAAAAAAGCUAAAGAUCUAGACUCAGAGUACAAACAACUACAGCUGGAAUAUCAGGAGAAAGAAAAUCGAAUGAUAGCUCUAGAGAAUGAAGUGGAGACCCUCCAGAGGAACAGAUGCACGGAGCAGGAAGCGGACGCUUUGCUCUCAGCUCUCUCCUCCUUUCAGGACAAGGUUCAGCAUCUAGAGUACAACCUGAGUGCAGAAACCCGUCUCAAGCUAGACCUCUUCUCUGCGCUCGGAGACGCACGCAGACAGCUGGAGAUAGCGCAAGUCAAAAUUCUGAAACAAGACCACGAGGUCAAAGAAAUGAAACAGAAGCUUGCUGAAGCGAUGGCCGUGGCUCCAGGUAUGUCAUACAUGACCCCCAGGUCCUCUAUGCCUCAGUACCUCAAGUUCUUCAACUCUGAGCGCUACAUGCUGAAUCCCAGAGCGCUCAUGUACCAGUGUCUUAAGAAAUAAGACCAGCGAGGACAAAUCGGAUUUUGAAGGAUUGUUUUGACUCAACAUUCCAAACAUGAGGGCAUCUCUGCUUCAAGGUUUGCCCAAAAACUUUGCCUUUUGACAAUGCCAACAGCCAGCCUCUGUUGCGUCUACGGCUGUGUUUACUGAUUUCAGCAGAGACACUGAGGCCACUUAUAGGUGACCUUGCUUUGAGAUUCUUUCCAGAUGAAAUCAAAGUUGACUGUAAAUACAUUGUUGACCAGCGGAUGACCAUAGAAUGCUGAGCAAACCGCUGCAAGCUGCAUAAACGGCAAGACAUCAGUAUAAUAAAAAGUGUGAACUUGAUGAGGAGCACAGUUUAUCAUGAGGACAGGAUAUCCUGUGUUGGGUUUCAAAUGAAGAGGCUCUUCUUCAGCCAUUACAAUAACAGGCCAAUGCCUCACUUGGUCAUUCUGUGCCUCGUUAUUUAUGUGAAUUCAAUUUAUAUAACAAGCCAAUAUCAAACGUAAGUCAGUAUGUGAAUAUUUGAGUGCUUUGUACCGUUUUGUAUUCUUUUUACAUUACACGUUACAACAGAAGUGAGCAACACACUGAAAAAAAGAAAAAAAACGUUUGUAGGUUUUCAUGUUUCUGAAAUUGUUGCAUUUUUUAUGUAUCUCAAUGGGAUGUUUUUUAUGAGAAGUUUAUUUUUCUGGCUUGACAGACUUUUUUUUUUUUUUUUUCUAAAUUAAAAUGAAAUAAUGGUUUCAUUUUGUAAUUCUACUUGUUGGUCUGCAUGCCAAUUUAUGUAAAAUAUUUAUGUAAACAAUUUUUGAUUGUUUUGAGAAAAAAAAAGAUUUUGAUGUCUAAUUGUGCAUUUGUGCAAGGGCUUUUUCUUCCAAUAAUUCUGGAAGCAGUAAUAAAGUCAUUUUCAAUGAUAAUAUUGUAAUCUUUUCCACAUGACUUUCUGACACGAGACUUAAAGUUCUGUCAUCAUUUACUCACUCCCUUUCUUUUUUUUAACCAAACCUAUAUUAAGUCAAUGUCAAUGCAGUUUAGUGUCAUCCACUAACUUUACUGUAUGGACAGUAUUCCACAGAAGAAGAAAAAAUAAGUCACAUGGAUUUAGAAGACAUGAAGGUGAAUAAAAAAUGACAGAAUUUUGCUUUUUGGGUGAACUAUUCCUUUUAAUAUUGUACUUGGGAGCUGAAAUGAAACAGACAAAGAAUAGAAGUAUUCAGUAUCUCAUCUUUAUAUCAAUGAAUGGUGCAAAUUGAUUUAACAGUAAAAGCAGUUAUGAGUUUCUGAAUGUUUAGCAUGAGACAAACUAGGCAAUUCAAAAUGAUUCUGGGCAAUAGUUUCCUCCCGUUAGACGGAUCAAACAGAGAGAGGGAUUGAUACAAAGCCUGUUGUUUCUUUCAAAACAACCACGGAAUGAAUCAUCCAUUUAAAAUGUUCUAAUUUGUCACUGCUGGUCUGCAUUAACAAAAGAAAGCAUUGUUUGUUGUGUGCUUUUCAAUGGUUCGGGCAUCAUUUUCACUCCGCUGUCUGAUAUCUGAAGCAAUUUGCAAUUCGAGCCAUUAUAUAAUUAAAAAGAAACAAGCAACACAAUUAGCAAUCAGAAGAAAACUAGAGUUUUUCAGUUGUUAAACUGCAUUUCAUGCAUUAUUUCAAAUUAGCUGCUUGUAACAGAUGAUGUUCAUAUACCAUCGAAGUGAAUAUGAAAUUUAUUGCCAUCAACAUAAAACAAAUCAGUGCAAACUGCUCAUUUGGGCUGAAAUGAUGCUGCCCAAAAACAAAACACACCACCAGAAACCCUCGGAGAUUUGAUAUACUGCAAAUAUGCCAACAAAUUGUUACAGUAUACAAGCAUGCAGACCAGUUGACAAAGAAAACAACACUACAGGAUCUGCUCAAUGAAAAAAGGAAUAAUACAAUGUGUCUGUCAGUCUAUGGGUCUUGAUUGUGGAGAUGGAUUGAUUGUGUCUGUUGAAGGCACAUUUGAACACGUCUGGUGCACUGGAGAUCAUUUCUUUAUACUGAAACUCAUAACUGUGUCACAUACAGGGAAAACAGACAAGUCAAAUCAAGUGCCCCUCGCUUAGAAACCAUUCAAAUGAAAACUUACAGCAUACAUUCACAGGUAAUAAAGGGAAAAAAAAAAAAAAAAAGCCGCCACAAUGUUGAAAGUGAAACACGCUUCAAGAUAGACCAUACGCAUAUAGAUAAAUAAUCUGUUUGCUUUUUUCAAUGUUUGGAGAUCCCCUUUCCUUUCACAGUCGUUGUAGAUCUUGCAUUGCAGACCAAAGUUAACCACAAUUAAUGUGUGCCUUAAAAGGUACAAAGACAUUGUUAUUUGGUAAUAAUUUCAAAAUAACACAGUAACGCAUUCCUCUUACACUAAAAAAAAAAAAAAAAGAAUAAAUGAACGAUUGAAAGGGUGAAUAAAAGAUCAUGAAAUAUGCAUGUGAUGUGCCUGAAAAGACAAAAAAAAAAAAAAAAAAAAAAAAGAUUUGCUGAAGUGCAAACCAGAAGUAACCCAUCCCACACAUCCAAAAUACAGCUCGUAAUACUGAUUUAAAUAAUAAGAGUCAUUUUUUCUUCUUUUAAAACAGAGAAGCAGACUGCUACACUGACAGAAUAAAUGUACACGGGUACCACCAGCCAACACUUUUUCCACCACCUAAAGCAGUGUGAAGAACAGAGCGCAGGGGUGCGUUUCCUCAGAGUCCCGUCCCGUCCCGUGCAUGAAGAUAAAGGAUGAUGGAGAGGAGCUGGCAGAUCUGACCCUCUGCUAUGAGGAAACGGUUACAGGAUUCAGAGAGCCGUUACGGCUGUAGAAUUUAGAGAAGGCCUCCUCCAGCACAGUAGUGAGACGUGGCUGAUCCCCCUUGACAGAGCCAGGAAAAAAAAAAAAAAGUUUAAAACAAAGUGGCACCAGGAACUGAAGGAAAAAUAAAGAUAAAAAUGAAUACCUUUUCAAAAUGAAAUACAAAUACUAAAAAAAAAAAAAAAAAAAAAAAAAAAUUCUACUACAGGGAUGCAGCAAAGCACCUCUUGAAAUCUCAAGUAGAUCAAAUGGAAUUGGAAUCCCUAGUAUAGAACAAAUAAAUAUUUGAAACAAAAGGAACAACGCCAAAGCAAGUGGCUGUAAAAUAAAGCAAUAAGCCCCAAGAAACCAUGGUUUACAGUGAAUUUAUAACAGCUAAGGGCCGUUGUUAGGCACGAUGGGAAGCUAAACAGAAGCUGAAUUAACUACUGUGCAGGGUCAGGUUUUAAUGGCAGAGAGAGAUGAAACAGGAAAAAAAAUGCUGGAGUUAACACAGAUGGUACAGCAGCAUUCCUUACAAAAGUGCUAAAUCUGACAGAUGACAAUACCAAUGAGAUGAACAGAGAAUUCCUUGCUUAUAGUCAAGAAAGAGCAUGAAUUAAGACUGGAGGAAAAACCUCUUUAAAUGAAGAAAACUGGCUGUGAACUGCAGAAAAUAGUUGUAAUGGUACUACCCAACAGAAAGCCAGGGUGGUACAGAUGAAAAAGCUGUGUAUGCUGAUUUCCACUCUAUUGUGGUAUUCUCUGUGAGAGGUCUGGUCCUGGUUUGUGCAUUAACAGAGAAGGAUUUCAUGUCUGUUUUUAGGUACAUCUCAUCCAUGGACUCUAUGUGCUGCUCUUCUGAUUAGCUCACAUGGUUUUUUCUCUUUUCUUACUCUUCCAGGAAUCAGCCACAGCUGAUCCAAACAUUUCCUCAAGCAACUGAAUUAUUGAUUGGAAACAUUUUAUGAAUGCUGGCACUAACUAGUGCUUCAUAAAUUUGAACCUGGUGCCACAUGUUUAAAAUAAAAAGUCCAGAACAUUGUGUGAUCUCACCAAUUCUGGCUGAAUGCAGUAACCAUGCCAACAAUAAAACUUAA
Cyprinus carpio (common carp) is the source of this 6073-nucleotide messenger RNA. RefSeq names its product macoilin-like. Gene Ontology annotation, biological process: neuronal signal transduction. Lineage: Eukaryota; Metazoa; Chordata; Actinopteri; Cypriniformes; Cyprinidae. Gene Ontology annotation, cellular component: rough endoplasmic reticulum membrane. The record is from RefSeq and is a predicted model, not a curated record.